CUCUCUAAGCUGAAUUUCAUCAUCAUCUCUCUCGAACAGUUUGAGGCACAGAUUAUCGAUCAAAUGGAACAUCCUGUAAUAGAAUCAACAGAUCUUAAGAUGACAUCGGGAUCAUCAUCAGCAAGGAUGCCGUCAUGGAAAGAGAGGGAGAAUAACAAGAAGAGAGAGAGGCGCCGUCGAGCAAUAGCUGGGAAGAUCUUUCAUGGACUUCGGAUGUACGGAAACUACAGGUUGCCCAAACAUUGCGAUAAUAAUGAAGUGCUCAAAGCCUUGUGUGAUGAAGCUGGUUGGACUGUCGAGCUCGAUGGCACCACUUAUCGUAAGGGAUGCAAGCCUCCAAAAAGAAUGGAUAUUAAUGGUGGAACAACUUCAAUAAGUCCUUCUUCAUCUUUUCAACCAAGUCCAACUUCACCAUCUUCAUACGUCCCACCACCUCUCCCAAAUGGAACCGGAUCCCUGAUUCCAUGGCUAAAGAACCUAUCUUCCUCUAACAAGUUUCCCCAUAUCAACAUCCAUGGUGGCUCCAUUAGUGCACCCGUCACUUCUCCAUUGAACUCACCAAGAAUCAUGACAAAUAAUUGGGACCAGACUUCCUUCCUUGUUCACUCUUCAACCCCACCAAGUCCUACCCGCGUUACUCAGAUUCUACCCAAUUCAGAUAAUUGGUUAUCUGGGGUUCAACCAAUUUCUCCUACAUUCAGCUUUGUUUCUUCUAACCCGUUUGAAUUCAAAGAUGCCGUGAAUGUUGGUAGUGGGUCUGGGCGAAUGUGGACGCCAGCUGGUCAGAGUGGGACUUGCUCUCCGGUUGUUCAUGCUUCUGAUGUUAGGAUGGCGGAUGUGAUUUCGGAUGAGUUUGCAUUUGGAUGUAACAUGAAGGGUGUGGGUGUGGGUGUGGGUCAUGAUGGGUUGGUGAAACCGUGGGAAGGGGAGAUGAUUCAUGAGGAAUGUGGUUCGGAUGAUCUUGAGCUUACGCUUGGAUUCUCCAAAACGAGAUGAUAUGGACUCAUAAUCAACAUGUGAAUGAUCCAACUAUUUGUCAUUACUAUGUCAGGUAUUCAUCUAACCCAUUCUAUAUAACCCAUGAAAUGAUAACUUGAUAAUUUGUUUGAUUAUUUUCUCAUCAGAUAGAUGAUGAUCAGCACGUGAAUGGUCCACAACUAUUUUAGUACUAUAUAAGUCAACCAAAAGAAAAGAAAUGAAAGUUGUAAUCUUUUAUUUUAAUUAAGUGAAAUGUGUAAAACUUACAAGUUAAGGGGGAUUUUGAGUAG
Molecule: messenger RNA, 1268 nt
Organism: Impatiens glandulifera
Lineage: Eukaryota; Viridiplantae; Streptophyta; Magnoliopsida; Ericales; Balsaminaceae
Product: BES1/BZR1 homolog protein 3-like
Exons: 5
Coding region: 64-996 (310 amino acids)
Biological process (GO): brassinosteroid mediated signaling pathway; DNA-templated transcription
Molecular function (GO): DNA-binding transcription factor activity
Source: RefSeq, a predicted model, not a curated record